AAUAUACGGUGUAAUACUGUAAUGAGUCCGCUAGCAUCUCUAGACGACUAUGGAUUUCUAGAAAUUUCUCCGCCUGUCGAGGGAAGAGAUAUGAUAGUUGAAACGGAUGUAAAGUGCACAUAUCAACCUAUUCAGAAUGACAAGUCCUUCAUUUUGGGGCCAGCUUCACAGCUUGAGUUCAACCGACCCACGCUUAUACCCUAUGAUCAGUUUGUUGUCCAAUGUCGUGAUGGUUCGUCUUCUCAAGAUGUCAUCUAUGAGAGGGCCUUUGUUAAUAUACCACUGCCAACGGAAAUGCUUUUAGGGGCCACCAAAGGAGCCAAAGUUUGUCAAAAGCAAUUGGGUAAGGAGUUAAGCUUUAUCUUUGAGAAAGUGCAACACGGAACGAUUGAAAUACCACAAACUGGUUCCUUAAUGUGCGCAGCUGCAUGUAUGGUUGUUGAGAUUUAUGCCCUUUGUAGGAAUAUCCUUCGCUGGCUCUAUUGGUAUUCGAUUCUGUGUCCUUGA
Strongylus vulgaris is the source of this 507-nucleotide messenger RNA. NCBI's taxonomy places the organism in Eukaryota, Metazoa, Nematoda, Chromadorea, Rhabditida, Strongylidae. The record is from the annotation of a GenBank genome assembly.